UUCGCUUUCUCUUCGAUAUCCUCGCACUAAGUGGUUCUAAAAAAUCGUGGAAAAUUACAUGAAAACAAUUUUAUUCAGAGCAAAUGCAAUCUCAAAUAUGGAGGACGAAUCAGUAGUGUAGGCACAUAAGAGGAAGCAAAGUGAUGCUGUUCGAUUAUGACCAUCGAUAAACCGCAUGAUAAGAGAUAACACUCGCUGCUAUUUGGCGCAGUUGUUCGAUUGCCUAUCCUUUCCGAAGCAAGAGCGUUUAUCUUUGUCAACAGUAGUGAAAAGAAUUACGUACACGAGUGGAAGGCGGAAAUGGAAGAAGCUCGAAAUCGAUUCGGAGAUGUUGUCCAGACCGUACAGGUCGAUGUUAGCGAUAAGUAAAAUGUACUAUAGACAAACGGACUGAACGGCGACUGCUUAAGCUUAAAGGAUAAAGACUAAAACAGUGUUCAUAGCUUAAUCAUCUGUGUUUCUUCGUACGUUUCAAAUCAACCUGUUACGGCUCGGAUCUAGUCCAACAUCAGUAUGGCCUCCGAAAGUGGAUUGCGCGUCGUACGGCAGUACUCAGACGAAGGUCGCAAUAUUGCUAUGAGAGCCAUAAACGAUGCAAAUGUCGAAGCCAGUAGUGCGAUGAGAAAUACAUGGGCUAAUAUCUUAGAACUGAUCCAAAGACUGAAAAACACUGCCAGGGAAGUAGCUGACCCGUCAAUAAUCUACGAACAGUUGCAGAUACUUUUCCGGGAUGAGAUUUCGCUUAAUAAUGCUUUCUUCGUAAUGGUCGGCCUUGGAUUUGGCACCACCGGAGGUGUCCUGCUGGGAUUCUGGCUGGCAAGACCACAUCUAGCUAUGCCCAUCAUGAAAUCAAUCGCAUGCACCUCAUUCCGGGAUCCUGAUAACGUGGCAGUUUGCAACACCGGAGUUCCUCAAUUUGAGUCUUCCAGCGACAUACUGGUGCGAGUCCGAGCAGCAGCACUGAACCGAAUAGACCGGCGAAUAGCAUUCGGCUAUGGGAGAACGUUAAGAAGAAUGAUAAAACACUACGAUUCCAAUUGCAACCCGGAAUUGCCCCUGGUGCUGGGUCGGUCCUGUGCUGGUAUAGUGGAAGCCGUUGGGAAGGCGUCCAAGAGUGGGCUCGAGAUAGGCGACGAAGUAUGGUUGGCUGCACCCUGGUACGAAUCGGGAACUGCUUCGGAAUUGGUUGUGGUUCCAGAGACCCGAAUAUCACGAAAGCCAUUCCUUAUCGGAUUUGAAGGUGCUGCUAGUUUACCGUACAGCGGUUGUAUAGCAUUGAGUCUGAUGGAUGCACAUGGCCUAUCGGAACACACAUCCAAGGGCAAGCGGGUGCUGGUUCAGGAUGCAUGCUCUCCGGUGGGCUGCGUGAUUACGCAACUGGCUAAUAAGUGGGGUGCAAACGUUGCCGUAACAUGCCACACGAGAUCGGCUCCAGUCAUUCACGAGCUAGGUGCUUCCGACAUCAUCGCCUUCGCGAACGAGCACUUCCGCUCGAAUUUCAUCGACGUGAACGUGGAGAAAUCGAAUCUGAUCAACGAGCUAAGCCCACGGGAAAAGUUCGACUUCAUCUUCCUCACCACCAGGAUCGCGUACGAUCACAAAUUUCUGGACAAAUUCCUAACCAAACGCGGCAUCAUCGUCGACGCCGUCGAACCGGAGCUGGCCUCGGACGAGUAUGGCCCGCUGAUGAGGGUGCUGCUAGGGUUGAUGGUCAAAUUCCGGAAGGCGGCAGCCGUUAUUUUCCGAACCCACCCCGACUGGGGUGGUCCUCACCUUUGCCAUCUGGUGCUGGAACGGUUGGCCGGAUUCGUGAAUGACGAAACGCUCAAAACUGUUGUCGAUAGGGUUUACACUCCGAACGAGGUUGAACGAGCGCUGGAUCACAUCUGUAGCGAGAAAAGUAUUGGUAGUACGAUCAUUACCUUCCGAUAGGGAUAAGCAGCCGACUCUGACGCGUGGGAACAAUACUACAAUCGUAUAGUAACAA
Ochlerotatus camptorhynchus is the source of this 1987-nucleotide messenger RNA. RefSeq names its product reticulon-4-interacting protein 1 homolog, mitochondrial-like. Gene Ontology annotation, cellular component: mitochondrion. The coding region runs from base 514 to 1932 and encodes 472 amino acids. The transcript is spliced from 7 exons. NCBI's taxonomy places the organism in Eukaryota, Metazoa, Arthropoda, Insecta, Diptera, Culicidae. The record is from RefSeq and is a predicted model, not a curated record. Gene Ontology annotation, molecular function: oxidoreductase activity.